AUGGCAGCUAACAAUGCAGAUCAGGUCGUCUUUGAUAAGGUUGCUGAAAUCAACGCAUCUAAAGAGUCUUGGAACAUACGUGUUAAAGUCGUCAUGCUUUGGAAGCCGACCUAUAUAAACAAUCCUAAUAUGGUCGCAAGCCUGGACAUGAUUUUAAUUGACCAGGAGGGAAGUAGAAUUCAAGCAACAAUAAAAAAAAAUCUUAUUCCUGUAUUUGAAUCCCUAUUCGAUGAAGGAGCUGUCCGGGAGAUCAGUAACUUCGCUAUGGCUAGCAAUGAAAGCGAAUACAUGCUUGUUCCUCAUAAACAUAAAAUCAAUUUCUACAAAACCACAAAAGUUCGUGUAUCCACUGAUUUUGUUGAUACAGUAGAUCCUUAUCAUUUUAUCUCUUUCCCAGAUUUGCUAGCCAGGAACUUUGACACUCGUGUUGCAUUUGAUUUUCUAGGUGAAGUUGUGUCAACUGAUCCCAUGCGAGUCAUUGUUGAGUAUGGAAGAGAGAAAAGGUUAAUGAAUCUGGUUGCUCAGGAUUUAAGUGGUACGAGAAUUGCAGUCGCUUUGUGGGGCGGUUUUGCAAUGAAGCUGAAUACUUACAUUUCACAACAUAAUAAUGAGACUGCUCCUGUUAUUAUCCUGCUACGUUUGGCCAAAAUCAAAAUUUGGGGUGGUAAGUAUUUUUUACAACAAAUUAUCAUUUCAACUUCAAAAUUGCAUAUAAAUGAUGAUAUGCCUCAGAUUUUGGAGUUCAAAUCAAAUCUUAAUGCUUUGGAUACGAAUGUUGAGUCUUCUAGCCGUACAUCCCAGCUCAACUCAGAUACUGAAGUUGGUUUAACCAUUAUCGCUACUAUCAUUGGUUUUGAUAUGGAUGAUGGUUGGUAUUCAUUUUAUUGUUGUGAUUGUUCUAAAAAAGUUACUAAAAAUGAUGAUGAUGUUGAUGCUGGCCCUUUUCACUGUGUUGGUUGUAGAUUUGUCUCAGAUGUAUUUGGAAAGAUUAGGAUAGUAGUUCGUGUGCAAGAUGAAAGUGGGUCUUCUUCGUUUGUAUUGUUUGAGCGUCAUGUAAAAGAUCUUAUUCAUCGUGGAAACCAAUGGUUGAUGGAAAAAAUAGCUAAGGAUCAAGGGCGACAACAGAUACCUGAUGAGUUCAAAAUUCUUCUAAAUAAGAAGUUUGUCUUCAAAGUUCCGAUAUCCAUGUUAAAUCUGCAGAACAACUAUCGUGUUUACACUGUGCAUAAGUUAACUGAUGAUGAAAGGGUUCUUGCUGAGGUGACAAAACGGUCACCAAAUCAUCAACAUCAUAAUAUAAAUGAUAAUGGUAUUCCUAUUAACAAGCCAAAUAAGGUUGAAAAUACUAAUUCUGUGCAUGAUGACAAUCUUGAUGUUGUUGACCUUGAAGCUGUAACACCAUCAUCGAGUACGGGGAAGCGCCCUAUUGAGAUUGAUGCCAACACUGACUCUUUGGAGUGGUCUUCUUCAAAAACUCGUGCUGUACAGGAUACCUUGAAGAUCCCAAAGUUGGAAAAGUUGGACUAAUAUGAAGCCGCCCAUCAAAAUUUUACAUAUCAUCUUCGAUAUGUUUAUAGACAUUUUCUUUUUAAUCUUUUGUGUGUCGCAUUUUCAAUUGUCUGUUUUUUGAUCUUUUGGUUGCUUUUAAAAUUUUAUUGAGUUUUUAUUUGGUGUGUACACAAUGAUAGAAUUGGAGGUUAUGACAAUUUCAAGUUAUUGAACUCUUUUGAUUUAAUGC
Molecule: messenger RNA, 1738 nt
Organism: Lactuca virosa
Lineage: Eukaryota; Viridiplantae; Streptophyta; Magnoliopsida; Asterales; Asteraceae
Source: the annotation of a GenBank genome assembly